AUGAUUCUAGUGAAACUGAUUGAAGACGACAACGGACUCGGGUCGCUGCCUGAAUGGGCCGCUGUGGAAGUGCAAGGUGAGCUCGAAACCCGCCGGCAUACGCCGCUCGAACGCCAGUACGUCGGUGACCUGUUUGCGACCAUUCAUGAUGGCGUGCCCAUAUUGAUCAUCGGCCAUCAUAUCCUGUACGGCAAAGCGCAGACGUUCGAGAAGCCAUUCGCCGUGAUGAAGAAGAAGUCUGACGCAGACGAGUACGUGGUCGAGGCCAUUGUCACCAAAAAGUUGCUGUUCAAAAACCGGCCCAAGCCCAUCAUUGCCUGUCAUUCCGACGACCUCUGA
Molecule: messenger RNA, 339 nt
Organism: Macrosiphum euphorbiae (potato aphid)
Lineage: Eukaryota; Metazoa; Arthropoda; Insecta; Hemiptera; Aphididae
Source: the annotation of a GenBank genome assembly